Molecule: messenger RNA, 827 nt
Organism: Coccinella septempunctata (seven-spotted ladybird)
Lineage: Eukaryota; Metazoa; Arthropoda; Insecta; Coleoptera; Coccinellidae
Gene: p23
Product: co-chaperone protein daf-41
Exons: 4
Coding region: 199-714 (171 amino acids)
Biological process (GO): protein folding; chaperone-mediated protein complex assembly
Cellular component (GO): nucleus; cytosol
Molecular function (GO): Hsp90 protein binding; protein-folding chaperone binding
Source: RefSeq, a predicted model, not a curated record
AAAAUAAAAAAUAAAGCUUCUUUUUGAAAGUCCCAAUUUUGUAGAGCUUGCGCAUUUACCGCUGAAGUUUAUUAUUCCACUUCCUCUCUGUUUUUCGUGAAGGCAACUUCACGUCGGUGAUUGUAUCCACAAUUCGGCAUUUUGUGGUUAGUUAGUGCAACUAGUUUUACGGUAAAUAGUACAGUAACUUAAACAAAAAUGACCGAACAAAGUUUACCACCACCAGUAAUGUGGGCGCAAAGAACGGCCGUAGUAUUUUUAACAAUCAAUUUAGAAGAUGUAAAAGACCCUGAAAUAAAAUUUGAAAAGGACUCGGUAUAUUUCAAAGGUACUGGUGGUGUAGAGAAAAAGACUUAUGAAGUUACAAUCCCUUUAUACAAAGAAAUUGACCCAGAAAAAAGUAAAAGUUUUCAAAGAGGUAGAUGUAUUGAAAUACUCCUUGUGAAAGCUAAUGGUGAUGAACCAUAUUGGCCAUCACUAACCAAAGACAAAAAGAAAUUCCAUUGGUUGAAAUGUGAUUUCAACAAAUGGCAUGAUGAGGACGAUUCAGGUGAUGAAGGCUUAGGUGGUAUGGGUGGCGGAGGCGAUUUUGAUGAAAUAAUGAAACAAAUGGGAGGUUUAGGUGGUGCUGGUGGCAAAAAACCUUCCUUUGAUGAUUUAGAUGAUGGUGAAGAAGCAGAUUCAGAUGAUGAGCCAAUUCCCGAUCUUGAAUAAAUGUUAGAUCAAUAAAAUCAACCUAACGAUACAAACUUAAGUUUUGUAUUUUACAUUAUUACUAAGCCAAUUUUCCACCUGUUUAUGUUACAAAUAAAACGUCUUUAGUGGUA